CUACGCUGUGUACUUUUAUUAACCGACAAGACUCCAGACGACGAGGAAGAAGUACGCAGAUUCAAAUUAAACGACGAUUUAUUCGCACCACCGUGUGGCAGUGCUCCACACGGUGGUGAUAUGAUAUAGCACACUAAAGAUACCCAACGGUCGUCAACGGUCCGGUACUGCAAUGGGUAGCCCGCUGUCACCGGUGUUAGCAGACAUCGUGAUGGAUAGCAUCAUCAGCAGAGCAAUCAAUGUAGCAAACAUCCCACCGCAGUACAUCCGAAAGUAUGUAGACGACCUGUUUUUGCUGAUCCACAAGGAUCGGGUGCAGGAGGUACUCGAAAUAUUCAACCGGCAAAACGAAAGCAUCAAAUUCACAUGCGAAGUUGAAGAGGAAGGGAAGCUCCCAUACCUGGAUAUGUUGAUGAUCCAAUCGGGAGAAGGGAGAAUAAAAACCGACUGGUAUUCGAAGCCGAUAUCGUCCGGCAGAAUACUGAAUUUUUUCUCCUUUCAUCCCAUUGAUCAAAAACUGGGGGUUGCAACGAACUUCAUCAAUCGAGUUCGGACCCUGAGCACCGUCCGGACAGAGGAGGAGAAGAACCAGCUCAUCCAGAGACAGCUUUCAAGCAAUGACUACCCACUGCACCUAAUAAACAGAAUGCUGCAUCAACCGAGACCACCCGAAGUAGCAGACACACCGAACACAUACCGAUCCGUGGUGCACAUCCCCGGCCUAACACCAACCAUCAGGAAAAUACUGAGGCGAAAUGUUCCGUCUGUUGGCAUCGCAUGUAGCAACAACAACACAGUGAAACAACUGUAUAAAACUACUAAAGACCCCGUUCCGUACAUGCAGAAGUCCAAAGUCGUGUACAAAAUAGCAUGCAGAGACUGCCCCGGUUGCUACAUUGGUAUGACUAAGAACCAGCUGCGCACGAGAAUGUAUGGUCAUCAAACGUUGAUAAACACGUUGGAUAGGAAGCUCUCAGCUGGACUCUCAUACAAUGAUCCGGAGAUACAGCUACUAUCACAGAAGACUGCCUUGAUGGAGCACUGUAUACAGCAGCAGCACAGAUUCGAUGUAGGAAACCCAACAAUCAUUGACUGCUGUUUCAAAACACAGGCUCUCCCUGUUUUGGAAAUGUGCCACAUUCUCACCAAUCCACAUACAGUGAACCGUCGUACCGAUACGGAAGACAUGAGCGCUACCUACAGCUUUCUCAUCGCAUCGGUAGACGAUCUCCGAAGAGAAAACGAACGCACAGAUGGAUCGAGUAACCAACACAGAGAUACGCGACACACAACACAAGAUCACACCGUCGGCUAAUACCAUAUACACACGGAUAAACAGCUGAUCAGUAAAGGCGGCAGUCUGCACCGGCAGGUAGUACCUGUGCACCAGCUAGGGAUUUCCCAAACCCAACCGGAACGAAUGGCCCAGAAGUGUACCAGACGGCGUGACCCUUUUCAACCCGACGGUUUCAAAAUUGAACAAAUUUGUGUGACUUGUUGAUUUGUGUAUCGAGCCCUGAAGAUGGUCCAAUAGUCGGACCGAAACGUCGGCGAUGAUCAGUAAUUAAUCAACGCAAAUUGUUAGACUGCAAGCCGAAAUUUUCCAUGAAAAUCAACAACCAUCCAGUCGAAACCUAUUAACAAAACAACAUGGCGGAAACACACACGUC
This is a messenger RNA of Aedes albopictus (Asian tiger mosquito), 1670 nucleotides long. RefSeq lists its product as uncharacterized. The transcript is spliced from 2 exons. Bases 173 to 1315 code for a protein of 380 amino acids. NCBI's taxonomy places the organism in Eukaryota, Metazoa, Arthropoda, Insecta, Diptera, Culicidae. The record is from RefSeq and is a predicted model, not a curated record.